Molecule: messenger RNA, 4808 nt
Organism: Brassica rapa (field mustard)
Lineage: Eukaryota; Viridiplantae; Streptophyta; Magnoliopsida; Brassicales; Brassicaceae
Product: alanine--tRNA ligase
Biological process (GO): alanyl-tRNA aminoacylation
Cellular component (GO): chloroplast; mitochondrion; cytoplasm
Molecular function (GO): aminoacyl-tRNA deacylase activity; ATP binding; alanine-tRNA ligase activity
Source: RefSeq, a predicted model, not a curated record
GCUUCCGCAAUAUCUGAAAGCAUACAAACAAGUAUAGUAUGCUGGUCAAAUCCAACGAGAGACUCACACACCCACCAUACAAGUGUAUAUAACCUUGAUUUCUUGUCUUGGACUCUGUAUAUCUUUCUCACUCUUUCCUUGUUUCAUGAUGAACUUCCGUCUGGUUACCAUACAAGUGUAUAUAACCAAGAUUCAAAUCAAAUCAGUUACAGAUUAAGGAAGAAGAUUAAAUCAAUCAAGAUUUUACAUGUCCAGUAUACUUUCGUCUUCCUUUGUAAACUCUCCCGAGUUGGUAACCGUGAUGCGGCAUCCUUAGUUAACAAUGACGAUCCAACAUGUUUGGAAAUAUGGAACUUGGUGUUUAUUCAGUUCAACAGAGAGAUUGGUGGCUCACUUAAACCUCUGCCUGCGAAGCAUGUUGACACCGGAAUGGGUUUCGAGAGGUUGACUUCUGUUCUUCAGAACAAAAUGAGCAACUAUGAUACAGAUGUGUUCAUGCCUAUCUUUGAUGACAUCCAAAAGGCCACGGGAGCUAGGCCAUAUUCUGGAAAAAUUGGUCUGGAAGAUGUUGACAGAGUUGACAUGGCUUAUAGAGUGGUUGCUGAUCACAUUAGGACUCUAUCCUUCGCUAUUGCUGAUGGCUCUCGUCCUGGUAAUGAGGGCCGUGAGUAUGUUCUGCGACAUAUUCUUCGUCGAGCAGUUCGCUAUGGAAAGGAGAUCCUAAAAGCUGAGGAAGGAUUUUUCAACGGACUCGUAAGUUCUGUUAUUCGGGUGAUGGGUGAUGUCUUUGGGGAGUUGAAGGAACAUGAAAAAAAGAUCACAGAGAUAAUCAAAGAAGAGGAAGCAAGCUUCUGCAAGACACUGGCAAAGGGAAUUGAGAAGUUUCGGAAGGCUGGUCAGUCAGUUCAGGGGAAUACGCUAAGUGGAGAGGAUGCUUUUAUAUUAUCGGCGACAUAUGGAUUCCCUAUAGAGCUGACUCAGUUAAUGGCUGAAGAACACGGGUUGCUAGUUGAUGUUGAUGGUUUCAACAAAGCCAAGAAAGAGGCGAGGGAUAUAUCAAAGAAUGCCCAGAAUAAGCAAGCUGGUGGCACCAUUGUCAUGGAUGCUAAUGCUACAUCAACGUUGCACAAGAUGGGUGUUUCAGCAACAAAUGAUUCUUUCAAAUACAUUUGGUUCCAGGGUCACGAUAGUGAAGUGAAGGGUAUCUACACUGGCUCUGCUUUCCUGGAAAGUUCUGCCAGUGGCGAUAAUGUGGGACUAGUAUUAGCGUCUACAAGUUUCUAUCCUGAGCAGGGUGGUCAGAUUUUUGACACAGGGAUUAUAGAAGGGUCAUUUGGUACAUUCAACGUGUGCAAUGUCAAAAUAUUCGGGGGCUUUGUUCUUCAUAUUGGUAGUCUUUCUACAGAAACUGGAGAGGUAUCGGUGGGGGAUGAAGUAACUUGCAAGGUUGACUAUGAGAGACGUAAACUCAUCGCUCCUAAUCAUACUUGUACACAUAUGCUGAAUUUUGCCCUGAAGGAAGUGCUCGGGGAUCAUAUUGAUCAGAAGGGGUCAAUAGUUCUUCCUGAAAAACUACGAUUUGAUUUCUCCCAUGGUGAGCCGGUUGAUCCUGAAGAUUUGAGAAAGAUCGAGUCCAUAGUGAAUACACAAAUUAAGGAUGAAUUAGAAGUAUAUUCAAAGGAAUCUAUUCUCUCUGAAGCCAAGCGCAUCAAAGGUCUAAGAGCAGUGUUUGGAGAAGUCUACCCUGAUCCUGUCAGAGUGGUUGCAAUUGGGAGACGGGUGGAGGAUCUCUUGGCUGACCCUGAAAACGAUGAAUGGUCAUCACUUUCAUCCGAGUUUUGUGGAGGAACCCACAUAACAAACACACGCGAAGCCAAAGCGUUUGCUCUUCUAUCAGAGGAUGGCAUUUCGAAAGGUAUUCGUAGGAUAAUUGCUGUCACUACUAAAUCUGCAUUUGAUUCUCUGAAUACGGCGUCUUUGCUUGAAAAAGAAGUAGAUGAGGCGUCCAAGGCGGUGGGAAAUGCACUAGAAAAGAAAGUUAAUGCUUUGAAAAGACGAGUAGAUGAAGUAGAUAUCCCUGCAGCCAAAAGGGCGGAUAUCAAAGCCAAGAUUGCUCAGCUUCAGAAUGAAGUGAGGAAAGCUCAAAAGAAAAUAGCAAAGGAAAACCUGAAGAAAUCUGUAGAAAUAGCAACAGAGGGAGCUGAGUCUGCAGCAUCAGAUGGGAAAAACUUCUGCAUUGUCCAGCUUGAUGUGGGACUUGAUGCAGCUGCAGUUCGAGAGGCCGUUUCAAAAGUGAUGCAAAAGAAGGGAAUGUCCGUAAUGGUGUUCAGCACAGAUGAAAGCACAAAUAAGGCGGUUGUGUGUGCUGGAGUUCCAGACAAAUCUGAUCAGUUCAAGCAAUUAGACGUCACAGAAUGGCUGACAACUGCGUUAAGUCCCAUAAAAGGGAAGUGCGGGAAAGGAAAAAGUGGUCUCGCUUCGGGACAGGGAACGGAUGCUUCCCAGGUGAGUUCGGCUUUGGACCUGGCUGCAUCAUUUGCCUCAAUGAAGCUCAACUGAUGUGGUUGGGCGAUUUCAUAAUCUGUUUUACUAGAACCACCUCCACUCAUUUGAUAUCAUUGUUACACAUUUUGUUGAGAAUAUAUGAACUGUCGUGUUUCUAGUGAUAUUACAGUUCAAUCGAAGUUAGCUAUUAAUGUCGUGUUACCUUUAACUUAUAGUAUUACUAUGUUAACUAUCACUUGAAAUAUCUCAUUUUUCAAUUUGCCAUUUGAGAUUCAACUUUGCUGAAUUACGCAUUCCUGAUGUUGAAGAGGGCAAACGGCUGACUUUGGAUUCUUUUCAUAAGGGCUACGCGGCAAACUGAACUUGGAUUGUUUUUUUUCUUUCACUAUUGUCACUUUGAUGAUUUCAGUUUGCUCGGAUUUGAACACAUCAGUCCAAGCGAUAGCUUAAAUUAUGAGUAUUUAUUUAGACAUAAGAAGUGUGUUUCAGGAUAAGUAAGAACUUAAGACAUAAUUAGCCUGGUUUUGUAUUUAGUGAGUUUAUUUUAAUUUCAGUUUAUAGAGGCAAGAAAUAGAAGUGUGAAAGUAAAGGUUUUUAUGAUUCAGAACUGUUUAUGCUAUUCAUGUGGUUAAUUUCUAUUAACUCUGGGGUUUUUUUGAGUGAUUUAGAGACGGUUUUUUUAUGAUGGAGGAAGUACUGUUACGAUGAUGCGGCGGAAAAUGUAUGAGGUAUGAGAAAGUCAACGAUGACGAUUUACGGUGUUUUUGGGUUUUAUUGUUGGAGAGUCAAAUCGGAAAAUCAUAUUUUAUUAGCACGAGAUUUUCAAAUCGCAGAGCUUGCGGAAAUCCCAGCAAACCCGCUUCAUCUUUUCAAGCUCUUCGACGCAAUUUCAUCUUCCUCUGCGGUAUAGACAUGAAGAAAUAUCCUGCUUUGUGACACGUCUGAUGAGGGCAUCAAAUCCACUGCUCAUAAAGUAGACAAGACUUUCCAUGUUUGAACUUGGAUGAACCUAGACGACAUCAAACUUAUGGUUUGUUUUAUUCAGCUGGCUGCCCCAAACAAAGGCCACCACUUAAGCCUCCUUAUCAGCUCCAAAAGAUAUGGCCCAAAGGUAUUAAAGACGUGGUCAACACUCUCCUUAAUAAGCAGAUUUCAAUCCCUUGAGAUUAGCCUUUUGACCAGUUAUGAUUUAUCCUAAAAAUCCUCUUGUCAUUUAAUUCUUUGAUUCUGAAACCUUUGUACACGAGCUAUAUAUAAAGCUCCUUGCACUCAUUGGAAAAGAGCAGACUUGAGUAUUGAAUAGAAAGUGAGAUUUUUUCUUGAGAGCUUUUAUGUUUGUUCUUGUUAUUUUUAAGUUAUGUGAGAUUUUUUCUUAGGAUGCAAGUGUGGAACCUUUAUCUUUGUGUGUGAUUCACUUAGGUUCUGGUUCAUGGUCUUUCACUUCUUUGAGUGACGAUAUUCAUUCCAUUUAAGCCAUAGGUUUUGAUUUCUUGUGAGAUUAGCUAAGGUGCGAUUCUGAGGCUGUAUCAUUUGGUAUCAAAGCUAAAACUCCUAUCAUCUAUCUUUUUGUUUUUGUUUUGUUUUUCAUUAUAUUCUCAAAAAAAAAAACCAGAAAAAUAUUUUACCUCUUUCUUUCUUUUCUAUUUUGUUUUUCUAAGUUUCUUUUUAAAAAAAAGAGAUAUAUAAAGAGAAGAUAUGGAAAACCAGCCCAGCAACAACAACAUGGCGAGCCAUCCUUGUAGUCUUUUGAAGCUAGAAGAUUAUUAUUUUGCAGGAAGAUCAGGCCCUGAUGAGUACUUUGAAUGCAUGGGAGCACAAGAUGAACAAGUUCUUCAAUUCUUGUGGCUGUCCAGAUUUUGAGAAGGUAUACAUUGCUGCUGAUCAACUAAUUGACCAAGCUCAACACUUGUGGAGCCAAUCUACUGCAAAAAAAGAUAAUCGCCGGUAUUCUCGAGAAUCAACUUGGCAUGAGAUGAAAAAUCUGAUGAGGAAGCAAUACAUCCCAUGUGAUCAGUAUCAAGAAAUCCGGAGGCAGUUUUGUACCCUUUGCCAAGAAAAUAAGACGUUCAUGGAGUAUCACAAGCAAUUCAACCAUCUUCGCAUUCGGCUCAAUCCAGGAGUAAGCAAUGAGAAUGUCAUGGACCAGUUUGUUUAUGGGCUAAGAGAUGAGAUACGUUUUCACAUACAAAGGUACGUAUGUGAUGGUUUGGACGGAUUGGUCCAACAACUUUCAAAAUAUUAAGAGUCAACUAUUGUAUUCUCAAAGUUGAAAUGACAAAACCAAUCUCUUUAUCAGACAAGUA